Messenger RNA from Ochlerotatus camptorhynchus, 1711 nucleotides. Its product is annotated as mucin-13-like. Bases 38 to 1639 code for a protein of 533 amino acids. The transcript is spliced from 2 exons. Lineage: Eukaryota; Metazoa; Arthropoda; Insecta; Diptera; Culicidae. The record is from RefSeq and is a predicted model, not a curated record.
GAUCUCUGCGACAUGAGGCAAGUUAAAGAGACGAGAUAUGAGCCGUUCGAUUGGCUGUGUUUUGGAAAAUAUUUUGGGUGCAAAAUCAGUAGCGUUGAAAAGUUUCAUCAGUUCGGCAGGCUUUAGAAUGAUCGGGAAGUGUUUCGGAUUGAUUCUGGUGAUUACGGUGCUUCGAGUGGUGCGCGUUUCGGGAAUGGAUGCGAUCUGUGAGCGGAUCGAUUUCAACGACUUCUCGCAAAGGAAGAUCCGGGAGUGUACGGGAUCUACUAAGGAGAUUUUCCGGUUAAAAUCGUAUGUGGAUUCGGUAUUUUUUAAACCGUACCGGGACAAUGUGUUCUACUACCUGAGCAAUGACGUUCUGGGUGUGAGCUGUUGCGAGACGGAGGAAUCUUUCUACAUGCACGAGUACACGGAAAUUCGGCUCAUAUACCAGCUGGUAUUUCGGACGUUGUCCACUUUGACACUGAGGAUACUCGAUAUGGAUCAAAUACAGAACGGACAGCCGGUGGUGGCGCAGCGUUGGAGCUCACAACAGCCGACGAGUACGUGGAGUUUGUUUGUUGGGCGGGUGGAGCGUGAAAUUCGCCGGGCCAAGCUGCAGAUAGAGGUGAACAUGAGCAUCGGAGCAGAAGUGGCGAUUGAAUAUGUGACGGUUUUCAACUCACUGGUUCAGGAGCAGUUUUGCAAGGAGUUGGAUGAAUUCUACAGUUCUCCGGCAAUACCAACCUCGACAACGACAGCGAUGACAACUACGGCGAGGCCUACUACAACUACGACUACCAGGCCAACUACCACAACAACAAGGCCAACAACGACCACAACUAGGGCGACAACAACAACAACAACAACGGAAAGGCCUACCACAACUACGACAAGGCCCACAACAACUACGAGAAGGCCCACAACAACUACGAGAAGUACGACCUUGUCGACAACUACGACUUUGGAACCCACCACAAGAACUACUGUUCGUCCGACCAGAACACAAACCACUACUCCUAUAUCAACAACAACAACAACAACAACAACAACAACGACGACGACGACAACUCCAGAACCGUCUACAACCACUCCUGAACCAUCUACGACGACUACAGAGUCGAAAACAUUAUCUACGAGUACAACGGCGACCCCACCACCAAUACCCGAGAACACCACAGAAGAACAUCCGACAUCAGUCCCAACAGCAUCCCCUGUGUUGCAACCCCGCUCGGAUGCAGUCUGGAUGGUGCUCACAGGAGUCUUCAUCACUCUGUUCCUUCUGACCGUCGCCUCCGGAGUGUACAUCUACUCCAACAGUCGGUUGAUCAGCCGAACGAUAGCCAAGGAAUUUGGUAUUGAUCUAUCGCCCAAAAACACCAACCACCACGCAAACAACCACCAUCCGUAUCCACUGGAUCAAACCAUCCACCGGAAGCUGCAACAGCAGCUGAAAAAUCGCCUACGCCAGCAGCACAGUUUUGAAGCGGAGGACACGACCAGCAACAACAGUAGCCGACGGAGCAUGAAGCGAGGCUUCGAGCAGAGUAAGUACCCCAGGGGCUCCAAUGUCAACCUCAAUCGCUCGACGAUGCUGGAUGGCUUCCGAGAUGAUGACAAAAAGGAGCUCAAGUUCCAGAACCGGUUGAACAAGCUGUGAGCAUGUAUACGUAGAACUCUGUGGGGGCGGAGGCAGUGGUGCUAUCAGUUACACAGUUAUUUUAGGUGAUAA